Thalassophryne amazonica is the source of this 2381-nucleotide messenger RNA. RefSeq names its product septin 10 (gene septin10). Gene Ontology annotation, biological process: cytoskeleton-dependent cytokinesis. Gene Ontology annotation, cellular component: cell division site; septin complex; microtubule cytoskeleton. The transcript has 10 exons. Lineage: Eukaryota; Metazoa; Chordata; Actinopteri; Batrachoidiformes; Batrachoididae. Gene Ontology annotation, molecular function: GTP binding; GTPase activity; molecular adaptor activity. The record is from RefSeq and is a predicted model, not a curated record. Bases 107 to 1384 code for a protein of 425 amino acids.
UCUUGACUGCAGGCUGAGGUGGUGGUUGAAGCAAAUCAGUUUUUAACUAAUUGUUGUUGUCUUUCUGCCCGAAAUUCUCCUGUUGUAUUAAAAUUUAUCCAAAACUAUGGCUUCUUCAGAUGUUGCUCGGCAACCGGAUAAGGGGGUCCGACCCCUCUCUCUGUCUGGUCAUGUGGGGUUUGACAGCCUUCCCGAUCAACUUGUCAACAAGUCUAUCUACCAAGGCUUCUGCUUCAAUAUUCUUUGCAUUGGUGAGACCGGUAUUGGUAAGUCUACGCUGAUGGACACUCUGUUCAACACCAAUUUUGAGAACUUUGAGUCAUCUCACUUUGAGCCUCAGGUGAAACUGCGAGCUCAAACGUAUGACCUGCAGGAGAGUAAUGUCCGACUGCGCCUCACUGUUGUAAACACUGUGGGGUUUGGAGACCAGAUGAACAAACAGGAGAGUUACCAGCCGGUGGUGGACUAUAUUGACAGACAGUUUGAGAGUUAUUUGCAGGAGGAGUUAAAAAUCAAACGCUCUCUCCAUAACUUCCAUGAUUCGCGAGUCCAUGCCUGCCUUUAUUUCAUCUCUCCCUCUGGUCAUUCCCUGAAAUCACUGGACCUUGUCACCAUGAAGAAAUUAGACAGCAAGGUGAACAUCAUUCCAGUGAUCGCCAAAGCUGACACCAUCAGUAAGAGUGAACUACACAAGUUCAAGAUUAAAAUCAUGAGUGAGCUUGUAAGCAAUGGAGUCCAGAUCUAUCAGUUCCCGCUGGAUGAUGAGACCGUCGCCAAAGUCAACACCACGAUGAAUGGCCACUUGCCGUUUGCAGUAGUAGGCAGCACAGAGGAAGUGUGUGUUGGGAAUAAGAUGGUGAAGGCUCGCCAAUAUCCCUGGGGUGUUGUACAAGUGGAGAAUGAAAAUCACUGUGACUUUGUGAAGUUGAGGGAAAUGCUGAUCUGUGUAAACAUGGAGGACCUGAGAGAACAAACCCACACUCGCCACUAUGAGCUGUACAGGCGCUGCAAACUAGAGGAGAUGGGAUUCAAAGACACAGACCCUGAGUGCAAACCUGUCAGUUUGCAGCAAACCUAUGAGGCCAAGCGUCAGGAGUUCCUGGUCGAGCUGCAGAAGAGGGAGGAUGAGAUGAGGCAGAUGUUUGUGCAGAGAGUGAAGGAGAAGGAGGCUGAGCUGAAAGAGGCUGAGAGAGAGCUGCAGAGUCGUUUUGAGCAACUGAAGCGCCUCCAUGCAGACGAGAAAGCAGCCCUGGAGGAAAAGAAGAGACUCUUGGAGGAGGACCAGAGUUCAUUUGGCAAAAGACGAGCAGCCGCCCAGCUUCUGCAGGCGCAGAGUCUCACCGCCAAUGGCAAGAAGGACCGCAAGAAUUCUGGCUUCAUGUGAACUUCUGGGACCUGAAGUCAAACCUGUGACAUUCAGCCCUGUGACAUCAUUUCCUUUUCACGAUGGCCAGUCUCAAACACUAACCGGACAAACGGCCCAACACAAACUAGCCGUGUGUUUUUGUUUUUGUGCCAAAGGUUAAAUGACUGUACUCUAAAUCUCAAACACUUUUUUUUUUAAUCUUGUUUGUGUGUAAUUUUAUAUUAAUCCUCUCAUUUUAUGUCAGAUCUUUUUCGUUUUUCACCAGACUGACCUGAAUCAGUCCUCACAGGACCUCUCAUCCUGAUUAUGUAGCUGGCAAAAACAAAACAAGAUGUUGUGUAUUUGCACCUCGUCAAUGCCGUGCACAGCCUCAGUACAAACUACAUAAAGAAAGGAAAAGUAUUUUUCUGACCCAUGACACAUAUUCAGUGUAAUUAUAGUUGUACAGUUUACCUGGAAGUUGCGGCUUGGUUUUGGUACAUUUUUAUAUCCGUAUAUUUGUACACAUUAUAUUUUACUGGCUUUUUUUGUGUGUGUAAUUCCUGCUGACUUGUACAGCGUAAGUUUGAAAUGCAGCCUGCGUUAAAAGAGCUGACACGUGGGAAUAACUGCAGGAUGUCGAGUCACAGCUGAGGGAAGGAAGAUGCUUUUCUAACUGUAUUUAUAUAAUUUUUUAUUCACUUCUCUCUGCAGCAGACAUGGUAGAUGUCUGCAUCAGAGCAAUCAAUGGAAGCUUUUGUGACUUUCAGCUUUUAUCCAUGUAUUUUUUUAUUUUUAUGUUUUAGACACAGUCACUUUACAUUUACACUAGUGCUUAACACAGGAGUGCCUUAUCUCAGUGAAAUGUGCCUGAAAAUACACAAUGCUUUUUACUUCUGCUUACAGGGAACAAUGCACAUGCAGGUAUAGGUUUUGUUACACUUAUAUUUAAGGAAUAAACAGUGUUAUUUGGGAUCUUUUUUCAUUCCUUUUCAAUAAAUGUAUUUUGUCAUGAUACAAGAUGAUUAUGGUUUUA